UGCAGGUCAGAAGAAGGAGUGGAGAAGAUUAGAACAUUUUACACAAGGUCGCGAUUGUUAAAGGGGUUUUACGCAUAAGGCAACAGCUUUGCACAGAACAGCCAUUCCGAAGUUGCAAUGAGGGCGGUGUGUCUCCUCAUCCUCGUAUCAUUAGCGAUGUUCAGCAUUCAAUGCCAAAAUGUCCCGAGUGACUCUGGUGGAGAAAAUCCGACUCUGGACGAGGUGUUACAGCGAGCCGAGGGUCAGCUCAUGCGUUCCUUCCUCCAAAAACAAGAGGACGAUGAGAGCGCAAACGAUCUUUUUCCGGUGCAGGCAGAAUGGUUGGUAAAAAGGCAACACCCGGGCAAGCGGCAGCAUCCCGGAAAGCGCGAGGAGGACGAUUAUGAAGAAGAAUACGGGGAGCUUCAAAAGCGGCAGCAUCCCGGAAAGCGCGAAGACGAGUCGGACUUGUUCGUAGAACUCCAACGACGGCAACAUCCUGGCAGGCGCUCAGAAUUAGAAGCUCAGACAUCGCUACAAAACGACCUGCUGAACGAGUUAUCAAAGAGGCAGCACCCGGGGAAGCGGUACGACGCGUACGAGAAGCGCCAGCAUCCCGGCAAGCGUGAGGCGGAGGAGGGCGCAGCGAGCGCUGUGGACUCGUGGGAAGUGGACAAACGGCAACAUCCAGGGAAAAGAUUCUGGGACCCUUUGGAAGUGUCCACCGGGAGUCCUUGUGAUGUGCCGGGCUGCAGGAAAGCCAGUUUGCUGCUCCACUUGCUCAAAGAAGUGAAGCAAAGCCGCGCAAACGAGAAGAGGCAGCACCCCGGCAAGCGACUGACUGCGCAGGAAGAGCUGGAGGAGAUGCAAUAGGCAACACGUGCACUGUGACAAGAAAUGACACAGAUACUAGAAAGAAUAGUUCAUUCACAUCGGCACAUGGGUACAUUUUUUUCUUCCUCUUUUGCCCUUACUGCCCUUACGCCACAUGAGAUAUAUGCCAUAAAUGUUUGGCAUAUAUUAUACGUAUCAUCUUGGGUUUGUCUAACUCCAAAAAAUUUAAAUUAGCUAAAUAUGACUUUCAGGUGAGAUAAUGACCAUGCCAUGUUACAAGUUAAUUCAGCAUAAACACGCACUUACGCGGCGUAAAAAUCUGCCCAAAAUUGUCCAUAUUACGCACAGAUAGUUUGUAGCAGCUUGUUCAUCUGCUGCAAUUUUCUAAUGACGAAUUAUAGACCUUUCUCACAACUUCAGCCAAAAAGGAUAGUGGUAGUAAGUGGCCACAUAUAUCUCGCUAUAUAGUACAUAUAUAGUAAACUAAACUAUGGUGAUAUCUCAUGUGGCAACGCAACGCUCAAACUGCAUCACUUUCCGCUUCUCCCCUCCACCAGUCUUUGUGUUAGUAAGAGUUAUUUUUCUACACUAUACGCAUGCAUGAGUUGGAGAGAUUGUCAAUCUGUAAAUUAUUUUUGGUUCCAUAUA
Messenger RNA from Tachysurus vachellii, 1461 nucleotides. RefSeq names its product thyrotropin-releasing hormone (gene trh). Gene Ontology annotation, cellular component: extracellular region. Gene Ontology annotation, molecular function: thyrotropin-releasing hormone activity. Lineage: Eukaryota; Metazoa; Chordata; Actinopteri; Siluriformes; Bagridae. Bases 118 to 852 code for a protein of 244 amino acids. The transcript has 3 exons. The record is from RefSeq and is a predicted model, not a curated record. Gene Ontology annotation, biological process: hormone-mediated signaling pathway.